UAUAUUCUUCCAGUCCAUAAACUCUCAUCGUUUUAUCAGCCCCAUUCGGUUAGGAUCGUCUUAGACUCUCAAGUGUCGAAAUCAAUAUUGCUACAGUUUAAAAAAUAAGACUUUUUUCUUAUCAAAGAUGGUUUAAACCCGAGUUGACGCUCAUGAGCUGAGUCUCUGCCGAGAUUGCUUAAAAGAACCCCAAACAAUAUCGAACCGACAAAAAAGCUAACAUGAGAGAGCUUAAGCAUUGGCAGUUUUGUUAUGAUUGAUUAUCCAAAACUAAAUCUUCAUUUUUAGCAUAUGUAACCAUUUGUUUGUAUGUGACAGGAAAAAAACGUUUGUUUGUUUGUUUCUUUCCAAAAAAAAAAAAAUAAGAACAAAAGUUCAACAGCUUCGGUUUCAGGUAAAUCAUGGUAUUUUAUUUAUGAGAGAGCGACUAACGAAAAAUCAGAACACAAAAAGAAGAAGAUGGAUGAUAACAAAAACAUCAUCAAAACCCUAGCUCGGUGGUGUCUUGUUCUACAAGCCAUCAUGAUAUCUUCCAACACCGUGGCUCUCAAGGAACCAGACUACGUAAACAUGAACAUAACAAUCCGCAAUGCAAUGACCGGGCUGCUCCGCCCGGAAAUCGUCUAUCGAUGCCAGUCCAAACGCAAAGAUUAUGGUUGGCAUCGAUCUACAAAACCAGGAACUCAGUUUUCAUUUCCAAUCAUUCUCAUUAAAGGUGAAAGCAAGAUACCGGCUAUUCACAUCUGCCGUUUCCGGUCCGCUUUAGGAACCGCCACACUCGUGAUAGAAAACACUUAUCUCGACGCCGAGAUGUGUCCUAAAUCUUCAUGUGCUCACGAAGCGACACCGAAAGGGAUCUUGUUUAGAGGCCUUGAAUGGGAUUUCAAAACCGUGUUUCCAAAGCUCAAACCAGUUGAGUAUCUUGAAUUGCCGUGGACACCUUGGCCAAACAGAACAUGAAUUUUUCAUCAUAUUUUUUUUUUCUUUCCUUUUGUAUUCAUUCUAAUUAUAGAAGUUCAAAAUUCAUAAUCAUAAGCAGUUUGCCACAUACUAACAGCUUUAGUUUAAAUUAAUUCCCUACAUUUAUGCGUUGGAGAGACAAUUGCUCGGGAAUAAACCUUAGGUUCACCCUAGGAUGAACAUUUAAAUUCACUCAUUUUUUAAGACCAAUCAAAGUAUUAAGUAGAAUAGUAGAUAAUUAAUUAAAAAUAUAAAAUUUAUUUAAAAAUAACUAAAAAAAAAAGCAAUGCUAAUUUUAACAACGCUAACACCCUAAAUCCGAAAUCUUAAAUCUCAGCACUAAACCCUAAACCGUAAAUCUUAAACCCAAAUCCUAGACCCUAAACUCAAACUGUAUACUCUAAACCUAAAUCCUAGACCCUAAACCCAAACCCUAAAACUUUAAAUCCAAACCCUCUACCCUAAACCAAAUCCUAGACCCUAAACCCAAACCGUAUACCCUAAACCCAAAUCUUAGACUUAAAACUCAAACCGUAAACUCUAAACCCAAACCCAAAACCUAGGCGCUAUAAGGUUUGGGUUUAGGGUCUAGGAUUUAGGUUUAGAAUAUAUGGUUUGGGUUUAGGGUUUAUGCUUUGGGUUUGGGUAUACAAUUUGGGUUUAGGGUAUAUAAUUUGGGUUUAGGGUCUAGGAUUUGGGUUUAGGGUCUAGGGUUUGAGAUUUAAGGUUUAGGGUUUAGAAUUUAAGAUUUAGGGUUUACGGUUUAGCUAGCGGCGUCAUCGUCGUUAAAAUUAACGUUAUUCUUUUUUUAAGUUAUUUUUAAAUAAGAUUAAUAUUUUUUUAACUAAUUAUCUACACGGCGUUUUGAUUGGUCCUGGAAAUAGAAGUGAAUUUAAAGGUUCACCCUAGGGGGUGAACCUAAGUUUUGUUCUUUUCUCGGGAAUUUGCCAAAUAUGACUCAAAAUUUGAUUUUAGCCCUAAAAGUAUCAAAAACUUGAAUCAAAUGCAAAAUUAACCCAAAAGGUUAGUGAAAUUACAACCAGCCCCUUAUAACCAAACAAAAAACUAAAAUUAGUUUUUACGAAUAUAACCCUGUAAAGUUUUCUGAGAUUUUGUAAGUCCUCCGAGGUUCUGUAAGUCUUUUGGUAGACUUCCAGGAAGUCUUCUCAUUUAGUAGAUCUUAAAAAUAAUUUAUCAAUUUUGCAAAAAAAUAUUUUGAUAGAAAAAAAGUUGAACUCAUGUAAUUAUAAACAGUCGUAAGUGAUAUAAAUUAAAAUAUAAAAAAUUGAAUUGUUUUCAACAUAGAUUAGUGAAAGUAGUGGGUCAUGAUAUUUUUUGGAUUAGAGUUUGACAACAUAUAUUGUAGUAUUGUAUGUAUUUUUAAGAUUAGAUUUUGGAAGCUUAACUUUUUUUUUUGAAAAAUUAAAUUUUGACAUAUAUAUGUGCAGUUUUGUGUAUAUAAAACACUUUUUAAGUUUAAUGAAGUUUUUGUUUCUAUCUAAUUAGUUAUUUGAGUUUAAGAUUUAUAUUUGGGGUCUAGACGACUUCCAGAAAGUCUUUUAGUGAUUAGUAUUUUAUCAGUUAGAAAAUUUCCCUGAAAGUCUUCUAACUCCCGUUAAAAAUAUUUUAGUUCCCUGCUAAAAAUAUUUUAGUUUCUAGAAGAAUUUCAAGUAAGUCUUUUAGGAAGUCUUCUAUUCGAAGACUUAUUUGAAGUCUUCUAAAUCGAAAAAAAUUAACCUUAUUGGAAUUUUUGUCUUCCUUUAUAAAGAAAAUUUUCACAUUCUCUAUCUUCCUCUCAAAUAUCUGCAACAAAAAUGUAAUGUUUCUCAUUCUAAAACUCUCCAACCUCUCUUUAAUCCUUUUGAAUUUAAAGACACCAAACUUUAUAUCAGUUUCAUGUCUUCUCACUGAUUUAUUUUGUUUUGCAGAUUUUUUAUUACAUGGUUCUCAUCUUCCACUCCUUUAAAGGUAGAUCUAUAAAUCACAUUUUCUUAUUUGGUAACCUAUUGUUGCUUAAAGCUAUAAUGUUUUGAAAACUCUUUUGGUUGUUUUAAGUUCGUACCUUAUUUUUGAAGUUUUUCUAUGUUUUGAAGCCAUUUGUAUACUUUUGGAUACGUAGGUUUUUCAGAUCUGACACAGACGUGGAAGACUUCAGGCAGACUUCCCUGAAGUCUUCUUGGAAGUGUUCUAACAUUUAAUGCACUAGAAUACUUCCUGCCUGGAAGACUACUGGUGGAAUCUUCUCCCAUGUCUCCUCUUUUAUUUCAUAUCUGAGUGUUUUGGUAAGUUUAUAUGUCUGAUUUUUUUUUUAAACUCUUAUCUUUUUCACAAUUUAUCAUUUUUUGCAAACACCAAAUUUUAUAACAAUUUAUCAUUUUUUGUCUCAUGUCAUUCUCACUAAUUCAUCUUGUUUUGUAGGUUUUUCAUUAUAUGGUUCUCAUCUUCCACUCCUUUAAAGGUAGAUCUAUAAACCAUAUUUUCUUAUUUGGUAACCUCUUGUUGCUUAAAGCUGUUACUUUUUGAAAAUUCUUUUGGUUGUUUUAAGCUCUUACCUUAUUUUUGAUUUUGUAGGUUUUUCAUUACAUGGUUCUCAUCUUCCACUCCUUUAGAGGUAGAUCUAUAAACCAUAUUUUCUUAUUUGGUAACCUCUUCUUGCUUAAAGCUCUUACUUUUUGAAAAUUAUUUUGGUUGUUUGAAGCUCUUACCUUAUUUUUGAAGUUUUUCUAUGUUUUGAAGCCAUUUGAAUGCUUUUGGAUAUGCAUGUUUUCCAGAUCUGAGACAGACUUGAAAGACUUCCAGGGAAGUCUUCUAACAUUUAAUGCACUAGACGACUUCCUUGAAGUCUCCUGACAAAGUGUUUUUCAAUGUCAAGUGGAGUCUAAGCUUGUCUUUGUGGAGGAAUAAGCUAUAAUAGUUUUUUUAUGGUCUGUUUUGUAAUUUGUCUGUGUACACUUUUAGUUGUGAAUUCUUUUGUAAAUUUGAAAAAAUAUUCAUAAAAAAAUUUGGUAAAUAUUUUCAUGCCUACAAUAUUAUUUUGCUAAAAGUAUUUGACAUUAUUGAACUUAUUGAUACAACUUCAGCAUCAAAACACAAUAAUACAAAAAAAUAGUCAAACUUACUACAACUAAUGGAGAAAACUUCUCAAGAAAACUUAGUCAAAUUCCCAAAAGAUUAAACAUUACAUUAGUUCAAACCUAUAACAGUUUCACUAGAAGUCUUCUGGGAAGUCUUCCGAAAGACUUCUUCUCAGAAGACUUUUCGGAAGACUUAAAUUUUAAGCGGAAAAUUUAAAUAUAAGGGGAAAGUUUAAGCGGGAAAUUAAAAUUUAAGCGGGAAACUCAAAUUUUAUGUGAAAACUAAAAUUUUAAAUUUCAUGAAAGGUAAAAAGUAUAUCUUAUGAUCUGAGAAGACGCCUUAAACUAUAUGACUUAAUAUUCUUGAAGUUACUUAACACUUUUGAAAGUUAAAAAAUAUAUAUCUUAAAGUUGAAAAUACAAGUUUUACAAAAACUAACGUAGAAGACUUCUGCUCAUUAGCCAGAAAAAUUAAUAAGCAUGAAUGUUGUUAACCUCAUAAUUAUCAUCAAUUAAGUUAUGAAUUUCAUUUAGGAGCCUCAAUAUUGAUUAGUAUACAUGAAUUAACAUGAAAAUGUUUAUAGUUUUAGAGAAAAUAAAUAUUUUAUUAAACGUUGACGACUUCCACGGAAGUCGUCCGGAAAACUUACACUAAGUCGUCUGGAAGACUUACACUGAAGUCGUCCGGAAGACUUACACUGAAGUCGUCCGGAAGACUUCCACCUAAGUCUUCUGGUCAAUGCAUAAGUUAGUUUUGCAAUUGACUUUAUGUGUCAGAAAUUUCACUUUUCCUAGACGACUUCCAUGUAAAUCGUUUCAGGUUACUUUUCAAAAUUGAAAAAUAAAACUUAAAUAUUUUAUUUUAUCCGGAUGACUUACAUGUAAGUCUUCCGGCAGACGAAUUAUACAGAAGUCUUUUGUAGUAACCAACGUUUGAGCAGAAUCUCGGAAUAAAUCCUGGAAGACUUCCUUGUAAGUUGUCUACCAGAAGACUUACAUGGAUGUCGUCCGGAUAAAAUUAAAAUUAAAUAUUUAACUUUUAUUUUUCAAUUUCAAAAUUAUAACCUGUAACGACUUAUUUGGAAGUCAUCUAGUAAAAAUUAAAUAUUUAAUUUUUAUUUUUCUGUUGGACGACUUCUGUGUAAGUCGUCUAAGAAAAGUCAAAUUUUUGACACAAUCCGAUUAAAUGCAAAACUAACAUGUUUAUCCUAGACAACUUACUGGGAAGUCUUCUCUAAUUUUCGUGAAAACAAAGAAAACUGGAAGACUUCUUGAGAAGUCAUCUUCAAAAGACAAAUAAAGUCAAUUGCGAAACUAACAUAUCCAUUGACCAAAAGACUUAUGUGUUAGUCUUCUCGUCGGAAAAGACUUACACGGAAGUCUUCUGACGGACAAAUGUGGAAAAACAUUGGUUUCAUAGCUUUAACGAGUGAGAUAACUUGUUUAGCUUCUCCAACCACAAAAUACUUCACCACCAAAGCAACCUACUUGCUAAUGACCACGAAUCAUGAGCUUGAAUGAUUCUAUGAACCUUAAAAAUUUAGAAUCAAAAUCUAAGGUUUUUUUGGAUGAAUAUAGAGAGAAAGUGAAAGAUAUGUUGUGUUUAGUUCAUAAGAAAUGAGAUAGAAGGAGUCAAAAUCGUUUUUUGGUGCAUUAAGAGCUUCAAAUUGAUUUUUCAUGGUGGUUGGUGUAUUGAUGACAAUGAAAAUAUUGUAAAUACUUGAAGAAGAUGAUGAUGAGAGAGUAAAAAUCUUAUUUUC
Brassica rapa (field mustard) is the source of this 5794-nucleotide messenger RNA. RefSeq lists its product as uncharacterized. NCBI's taxonomy places the organism in Eukaryota, Viridiplantae, Streptophyta, Magnoliopsida, Brassicales, Brassicaceae. The record is from RefSeq and is a predicted model, not a curated record.